Messenger RNA from Stomoxys calcitrans (stable fly), 438 nucleotides. RefSeq lists its product as uncharacterized. Lineage: Eukaryota; Metazoa; Arthropoda; Insecta; Diptera; Muscidae. The transcript is spliced from 2 exons. The record is from RefSeq and is a predicted model, not a curated record. Gene Ontology annotation, molecular function: nucleic acid binding. The coding region runs from base 1 to 438 and encodes 145 amino acids.
AUGGCGGCUUUGCCGCCUGAACGUACCGAGUUCAAACCCAAUCACUCGAAGCUUUAUAAUGGAACAACUUUCGUCGGAGCAUCCAGGAUCUUAGAGAGAGAAUUUAUUCAGGCUGCUCGUGCUGCCAUUGAGUCGAACUAUACGCAGCAGACUCUGGGUUGGCAUUUCAUCCCACCUGGAGCUCCUCAUAUGGGAGGACUCUGGGAAGCGGGAGUAAAGAGUUUUAAGUCCCACUUUCGAAAAUUUGCUGGAUCCUUUAAAUUUACUUUCGAAGAGUUCUCAACAAUCCUGUCGAGAAUUGAGGCAUGCCUCAAUUCGUGUUCGUCAUCUUCAAUAUCCAGUGAUCCUAGCGAUUUCGCAGCCUUAACUCCAGGUUACUUCAUGAUCGGCACUCCUAUUCUUGCUCCGGUCAAUCCACGCAUUGAAUAUCGAUUUUGA